UUGAUACAUCCAAAAAACAGAAAAACGAAUUGGAACGCAAAAUGAGUGUAGAAAAAAGUCGUCCUGAAAAUGUUAAGCCAAAGUCUUUGGUUAAGCCACAUAUUAGCUAUGAAAUGCAUGAAAUGCUUAGGCAACGAAGCAUCGUAGUAACCCAAUCCGCAAGACUGUCGCUGUCAAAGCUCAUUUUUUACACGAAAGUCUUCAAAUCUGUCUCGUAGCCGUAACCGUGUAGCGAAAAUUGGUUUCGAAAUUAUAAGUUCCGGAACUUUAUUCCAUAGCCCAUCUCCCCCACCUGCUAAGCUGCUUCUCCGUCCCCAAAAGUGUUUUCCGAACCCUAUCUCGACUUUGACUCUCAAAAAGGAAAAAUUUCUCCACUCAAGACUUCAAACAUGGAAAAUUGCGAUGCCAACAACCUCUCUCUGGAUGCCGCCUUUGCCGAACCGAUUCUAGAACCUGUUGAAGCAGUUGAAGUCCCUUCGAAUCUCCCAGUCGACUGUAGUGCCCAAGUGGACGAUGGCGUUCCGUGUGAUUUCGUAACACAGUGUGCCACGGGCAGCAUUUCCCAGCCGGCUAUGACGACGGAAUGCUGCGGGGGCAAUCCGGCCCUUCCAAGGCAGCGAUCCCAGGGCAACGUGCCACAGCAAAACUGCUACAACUGCUCGUGUGGCCGCCCUGACUGCACUCCGGUUAAAAAAGUGCGCUACGUUCAGCCAUCGAGGCGGCAACCCUGCAAGCCGGUCUCGUGCUACAAACCGCCGGAAGUGGAAUUUCAAGGUGAUUCCGUGUACAAAACAUCGUUCAAUGCCGACCCGGCGACGAUCGUUUGUAAUGCGCGCCCACUGCCGAUACCGCCCCGGAACAAUCUGGCGAUGGCACCCGGAUGUCUGGAGCAGAACACCGUCACCUCGCUCUCUUACCCCGGAUACAACAAUGUUGAACGGCAGAAACCUAUCAUGCCCACCGGGAACCAGAUGAUUGCACCCGGUCCAAUCCAAGAGAUAACCACCACCAGACAUGACUAUGUCGCUAAAACGACACCCAAGCGCUACAAAAUCAUUCCUGAAGGCCACAUCCGCAGCGCGAGCGCUCCGUUUGAAAAGCAAACUGUGAACAAGCUCUCGUACGGCAGUCCCGACAUGGCUCACUUUACGCCGGCAAAGUCCUGUAAACCUAUUCGGCAUUAUACGAGGUCAGAAGUUCCAAUGGAUUCGGAAACGACGGCCAAACUGAGUUACCCUCCAGUUUGCCCGGCACCUAAAGAGGAUCAUCCAUGGGCCAAACGGGCCGGCUAUCAGCCCCCAUGCAUACCGAUGGAGAACGACACGACGUACAAGAAGAGUUACAUGACUAGCUGUGGCGCAGAGCGUCCUAAAAUGAUUCCGCCCUUCAAUAACUUACAUGUACCUGCUGAUUCCGGGUUUGAAUCAAAGACAGUCUACAAAGAAAGUUACCAUAGCGCUUGUGGCGAACGACCGCCAGCGAUCCGCCCUGUGGAACAGCUGCGGAUACCGCAUCAAAAGCUGGAAGAUGACACCGUUUACAAGUUAUCCUUCCCUACGUACUGUAAUACGGAGCGACCUGCACCGAUUGUUCCUAGACCUGCACCGCUUAUCGGAGAUGGACCGAUUCAGGAGAUAACGACCACCAGGCACGACUACGGUUGUAAGAGCGGUACCAAGCGUGAACCGAUCGUUCCCCAGAACCUGCUGCACAUUCCCCAAGGUAGACUGGAAAGCAACACCGUAAAUCGCCUCUCCUAUCCGGCCAACAAGGAGAACGUUCAGCCUCCGAAGUCUUGCAAACCGAUUCUGUCGUAUAAGCGGCCUGAAAUUCCGAUGGAGAGCGAAACAACGAACAAGAUGAGCUACAUGCCGGUUUGUCCAGCGCCAAAGGAGACCUACCCGUGGGCCCAACGAGCCCGCUAUCAGCCACCACCACUGCCAAUGGAAUCGGAAACCACGGCCAAACUGAGCUACCCCCCACCUGGUGAAUUUGUGGAAGAGUCGUGUGGUUCCGGACCAACUGGUGGCCCAUGCUGCCAAUCGUGUAAUCCAUCCAUAGUCAACUGCUGUGCGAAUUUGGCACCAGAUGGUGGCUGCUACCCUCGGGCGGCAAUCGUAAGCUAAAGGGUUGGACGAACCAUUAAAGAAGCAAACUGGAUCGGAUCAUAAGUAGCUACCAAUUACCCAUGUACGUACUAUGUGUAGAAUGGAAAACUGUAUUAGCAGCAGCAUACCAAAUUUUGUACCAUAGAUUGAAGGAACAAAUUCUUCAUGUAGGAUAACAUAUUUAUUGAAACUUUAUCUUUGUAGUUUAUAUUUUACGUUAUCUGUUUAGCGAAAAUUAUACGUCCCGUAAGACCAAAACAAGAUGCCUUACUAUGUGUUCCCAAA
Aedes aegypti (yellow fever mosquito) is the source of this 2393-nucleotide messenger RNA. Its product is annotated as stabilizer of axonemal microtubules 1. The transcript has 7 exons. Gene Ontology annotation, cellular component: ciliary basal body; sperm flagellum; centriole. Gene Ontology annotation, molecular function: microtubule binding. Gene Ontology annotation, biological process: microtubule anchoring. Bases 390 to 2126 code for a protein of 578 amino acids. Lineage: Eukaryota; Metazoa; Arthropoda; Insecta; Diptera; Culicidae. The record is from RefSeq and is a predicted model, not a curated record.